GAAUCUGGUUUUCCUUGGGGGAUUUCCACUCAGCUCUUUCCGUCCAUCAUAAACGGCUCUUUUCGUCCACAUUUCACCCACUUUCCUUUCAAGAGCGCCAGGUUUUCACUAUGACUAAAGUGAUAGCAGGAACUCUUCACCGAUGAGUCAGGUGGAGAUAAGCCAUGGGAAGGGCGUGGGGGUGGACGCGGUGGCAGUGUGCAUUUACAUGUCAGAGCUUUCAGAUUUGUGAUGCGCUGUCUUCGGUGAGUCCGAGGUCCUGGUCAUUCAUAAUUAAAACGUACGUGAGAGGUUGGAGUCUGAUGAGCCCGCAGAUUUGUGGAGGAGGCAGUCCGUUCGGUAGCAAAGCUGGCCUUACGAGGGCUGAAGAGCCGAAAAAGCAAAGGGGUUUGGACAUUCAGUCCGCACACCCACCAGCCACAAAGGGUCUGGCUGGGUUAUCUCAGGAAAUUCAGCAGCUGUGAUUUCCACCCCCCUUUUGCCUGCAUUCCUAAUGGAGCAUUUUAUAUUUUCAGUCACGUUGUUAAACAGGGUGUAAAUGAAUAAAUAUACCUACUGUCCUUAAAACACAAAAAUCCAAAUUGUUAAUUGUUUGCAGCUAGACCGGGAAAGGGCCCAUCGAUCUUGAGUUUCAGUAAUUACAAAGGUAAAAGCAAGGUCUUCAGCCGGCCCGUGAGGGGCCCGCGCUGCAUACAUCUCAAGGCUUUGUCCCGGGCCGCUGGACAGGACAGAGGGAUCCGGCUCCUCUUAGGAUCUUGACUGGUCUUCGUUUAGCCCUCGGGGCCCUCGUGCCUCCUUCCCCUCUGCAGCCCCAUCACCCGCCUUCCCUGCGGGCAGCCUGUGCUCCAGCCACGCGCUCUGUCUGUCUCCUGUCCUUGAAAUGCCCUUCACGCGUCCUGCCUGACUCCUCCCAGGUUUCUGACUCCUGCUCGUUCUGUAGAAUGCCUUCCCUGCCCUCCCUCUCGGCUGCACCUGCGCCACGUCCGGACCGCCGCCCCCGUCCUGCGUGGUGCUCAGCAUGCUGACGCGUGGUGACGGACUGACCUGUCCUGGUCCCACACAAGUCUUUCAGACGGGACCACGCUUCUCAGGCCUCCGUCCUCCGCGUCUAGCCGGGCCCAGUACAUCCUGGACACGCACCGGGCUAGGAGAAGCGGGUAAUGUGAUGACGGAGUCCAGGCUCUGGGACCCGAGUCGCAGCUGGCCCUGCUUCUCGCUGAGUCACCUUAGGUACAGUGCGUGACUUCUCAGUGCCUCCGUGUCCUCGUUUGUAUAGGACAGGGGUUUGCACAGUGCCCAGCUCAGAUGUUAGUGUGGGAAUUAAGGGAGGAAACCAGCGACAGGAGCGCCGUAGGGGUUAAAGAGCGUGGCCCCUGGAGCCAGGUCCCCUGGUGUGCGUCCUGCUCGGCUGUUCAUUGUGCGCGUGACCUGGGCCAAGUUACUGCCCCUCUGGGCCUGUUUCCUCGUCUCUAAAAUAACCGAGUACCCACCUCCCAGGGUUGCUGUAGGUACGCAGUUAAGGCGUAAACAUGUGGACGCCAUGUGGACGCCACGUGUGGCAGAGCAGGCACGCGAAUCCGAGCCACUCGUGGGUGUCCAUUAGCGCUCAGGGCAGUGGGACGGGAGAUGCCCAGCUGCGUCCCACACUGCGUGCCAGGACUGCGCGUGCCCGGCCACUUUCCGAGCCGGUGGUCUCGUGGGGGGCUCUAAAUGCGGCUGUAGCCAAAUGAAUGGUUUAAGCAGUUUACGGGGACAGCGACUCUUUCUCUUAAGGCCUCACUCUGAGUGACUUAUUUUUUUCCUAAUUCCCGAACGUUUUCGCUCAAAGAGUAUGGGAGCCUGUGGUUCAAGGGAUUAGAAGUAGGGACUUGGAACAAAAACAGCGAUCACGAUCAUUUGAGAAAAGCAAAAGAAGGACACUUUUUUGGACCGCGUCGUUUGUGGCAUGCAGUGGUGGGGGACGGACGGUGUGGGGUCGCAGUUGCCACACGGCCAGGAACAUGGAAGUGUCCCGUGGUUUCAUCCUCGCCCAGCCUUUCGGCCUGUGCCUGUGGUUUCAUCCCUGGGUGUCUCAGUUUGGAUUCCCCCACGAGCAGACCCUGAGACGGGAAUGCAGAGUGGAUGUUUGCUUGGGAAGUGAUCCCAGGAAGCACAGGAGGUCGUAGGGAACGAGGAGCGAGAAGGGGCGCCCGUAGAAGGCACACUCGGCAGCAGGUGUCUGCUCACGUUUGGAAAAUCAGACUGAAUUCCCGAAAAAACCCGAGCCAAUUUUUCUAUCAAACUUCAUCUCCGGUAAGGACACCCUUCCAGCUGUUCUGGUCGGAUUCGUGGCGCUUUCUUUAAUUCCUCGCCUUCUCACCCUCUACAGUCAGUCCGUUAGACGUCCUAGUAACUAACUGCCUCGGCUCCCCUGCUACUACCCUGCUCCCCCACCGUCCUGUCUCCCCUGGGUCACUGCUGCAGGCUGCCAGCUGGUCCAGGCUGCCAUCACCUGUCCCCUGCCUCCUUGCUGCGGGCUCCCAGCUGGCCUCCCACCUUUCCUGUUUUCCGUGCUCUCUUCUCGACAAUGUAGCCGGAGGGAUCGUUUUGAAACAUAACUCAAGUCAUUGUCAUUUUUCUGCCCAGAAUCUUGGAGUGACCCUCGGUUUCACUUCUGGCAGAAAGCUCAGUUUGCCUGCGGUUCGCUCAGCCCUGCAGUCGGCGGCUCCCUGCUCCAGCCCUGCUGCCUCUUGCGCCCCGUGCCGCUCGCGCUGCCCUUCCCUGGGUGAUUGCCAUGGCUCCUUGCCUUCUUCAGAGCUUCUCAGAUGGCAUUUUGUCGAAUAAGCCCACGCGAUGGAGGGGUUGCUGCAUUACAUCAACCCGGCCCACGCCAUCUCCCUCCUCAGUGCGCUCAACGAGGAGCGCCUCAAAGGGCAGCUGUGUGACGUGCUGCUGAUCGUCGGGGACCAGAAGUUUCGAGCUCAUAAAAAUGUCUUGGCUGCCAGCAGCGAAUAUUUUCAGAGUCUGUUCACGAAUAAGGAGAACGAGGCCCAAACCGUAUUUCAACUUGAUUUUUGUGAACCCGAUGCUUUUGAUAAUGUUUUGAACUACAUUUAUUCUUCGUCCUUAUUUAUCGAGAAAGGCAGUCUCGCCGCCGUCCAAGAGCUGGGCUACAGCCUCGGGAUUUCCUUUCUGACGAACAUCGUCUCGAAAACACCUCAGGCACCCUUUCCAACGUGUCCCAACAGGAAGAAGAUACUCGUAGAAGAGGACGAAAGCAGUUCUCAGAAGAGAAGUGUCAUCGUGUGUCAAAGCCGAAACGAAGCACGAGGCAAAACUGUCGGUCAGAAUCAGCCCGACCUGAGCCACACCUCGCGGCCCUCCCCCGGCCUCGCGGUCAAGACCGGCACCGGGAAGCCCCACGUCCCAAAGCCAGCGGAAGCGCCUCACGCGUCGCCAGUAGCCGAAAAGACUUGGCCCAGAGAUGGCCCUGCGGGCUGCGUGAAGUCCCUCGAGCGUCCCGGCUCUGUGGACGACCCUCACAGAAGCAGCUUAGCGAAGAGCAACGCGGUGCCGCCUGGCAAGCCGCUGCAGGACAGAGAGGGGACGGACGAGAAACCGUGUCUGAGCGGCCAGCUGCCCAAAGGAAAAGCCAUAGAGCUGGCCUUGAAGAGACCACGGCCGCCCGUCCUGUCUCUUCGAAGCGCGUCGGAGACCCCCUACGUGUUGAAGGAAACCGGCAAAGGAGGCGGCCCGGGCGAAGACAGGAACCUGCUGUACUAUUCGAAGCUGGGGUUGGUGGUCCCGUCCGGCGGCUCUGGUUCCGGAAAGCAAGGCAUCGACAGAAGCGGCCCGCUGGUGAAGAGUCUGCUCAGGCGCUCGCUGUCCAUGGACAGCCAGGUUCCCGUCUACUCGCCCGCCAUAGACCUGAAGUCUUCCCAGGGGCCCUCGGCAGCGUCCGGGGAGGUGCCCGCCAACGUGUUCUGUGCUCUGUCUCAAAAGCCGUCUGUGAAAGAGUGCGACGACGCGUCAGCCCUCGACGAGCGGACUCCGGCGCCCCAGCCGCACCGCCUCAGGUCCUUCAGCGCCUCUCAGUCCACGGACAGGGAGGGCGAGCCUGCCGUGGCCGAGGUGCACGUCAAGACGGAGCCCCGCAGCCCGCUGUCGGACCCCUCCGACAUCAUCCGAGUCACCGUGGGAGACCCGGCGGCCGCGUCGUCCGUCACGAGAGACCUCUCCCUGAAGACCGAAGACGACCAAAGAGACAUGAGCAGACUCCCGGCCAAAAGGAGGUUCCAGGCGGACCGAAGACUGCCGUUUAAGAAGGUAAAGGAGGGCGAGCACGGGUCUCCGGUGUCCGAACAGAACUUGGAGGAGGGCUCGAGCCCUCCUCUCCCCGAUGCCGACUUUCCAGACUCUGACUUGAAUAAAGAGGAAUUUGGUGAGUUGGAGGGAACGAGACCAAACAAAAAGUUUAAAUGCAAACAUUGCCUUAAGAUCUUUAGAUCCACAGCAGGCCUUCACCGGCACAUUAACAUGUACCACAACCCAGAGAAGCCCUAUGCUUGCGACAUCUGCCACAAGCGCUUUCACACGAACUUCAAAGUGUGGACGCACUGCCAGACCCAGCACGGCGUGGUGAGGAACCCGUCGCCGGCCUCUAGCUCACACGCCGUGCUGGACGAGAAGUUCCAGAGAAAGCUCAUUGACAUAGUGAGAGAGCGAGAGAUUAAGAAGGCCCUGAUCUUUAAGCUGAGGCGCAGCAAGCCCGCUUUUCAGGCGCAGACUAGCUCCCAGGCCCAAGCCAUCAAGAGGAACUUGCGGUCCCGAGCCAAAGGAGCGUACGUGUGCACUUACUGCGGAAAGGCCUAUCGCUUUCUCUCGCAGUUCAAGCAGCACGUAAAGAUGCACCCGGGAGAAAAGCCCGUUGGCGUCACUAGAGCUGCUAAGCCCAGGGAGCAUGUUUCUCUGGAGAGCCCGGUAGAGAACAAGGAGGUUUACCAGUGCCGCCUCUGUAAUGCUAAGCUCUCUUCUCUUCUAGAGCAAGGAAGCCACGAGCGGCUGUGCCGAAACGCAACCGUUUGCCCCUACUGCAGCCUUAGGUUUUUCUCGCCCGAGCUCAAGCGGGAGCACGAGGGCAAGUGCGAGUACAAGAAGCUGACGUGCCUCGAGUGCAUGCGUACCUUCAAGUCCUCCUUCAGCAUCUGGCGGCACCAGGUCGAGGUCCACAACCAGAACACGAUGGCGCCGGCCGAGCACUUCUCCCUGCCCGGCCUGGACCACAACGGCGACGCGACCGCCGCCUCCAGGCCCCAGGCCCAGGCCGAGCCUCCGAAAGCCAACCACGCGGCGGCCGCCAAGGACGACGCCGCGUUCAGCGACUGUUCCGAGCAGGUGAACUUCGACUCCGAGGAUUCUUCCUGCCUCCCCGAGGACCUCAGCCUUUCGAAGCAGCUGAAAAUCCACGUCAAGGAGGAGCCCGCCGAGGAGGCCGAGGAGGAGGCGCCCGAGGCCCGCGCGGCCGCCAAGGACGCGGGCCCCAGCAAGGACAGCAGCCUGUGGCCAUGCGAGAAGUGCGGCAAGACGUUCACGGCGCACAAGCAGCUGGAGCGGCACCAGGAGCUGCUGUGCUCCGUGAAGCCCUUCAUCUGCCACGUUUGCAACAAAGCCUUCCGCACCAACUUCCGCCUCUGGAGCCACUUCCAGUCCCACAUGUCCCAGGCCGCCGAGGAGCCGGCGCACAAGGACCCGGAAGCCUGCCCCGUCCCCACAAACUCGCCGUCCCCGCCCCCGCUGCCCCCGCCCCCGCCGCUGCCCAAGAUCCAGCCCCUGGAGCCCGACAGCCCGACGGGCGUGGCCGAGACCCCCACGCCGGCCACCGAGAAACUCUUUGUGCCCCAGGAAUCCGACACGCUGUUCUACCACGCCCCGCCCCUCUCGGCAAUCACAUUUAAAAGACAGUUCAUGUGUAAACUGUGCCACAGGACAUUCAAGACCGCCUUCAGUCUUUGGAGUCACGAACAAAGCCACAACUGAAGGGCCGGCCCCUUCGGCCCCUUAACGGAAGGGGAGGCGGUCCCCAGGUUUCAACCCAAACUGUGAGCCGCGCAUGAGAAACAAAAUAUUUUUUCAAGAGAAGGAAUAAUAAAGGUUGGAAAUUGUUACGCUUGAAUAGAAGCUCGAGGGAAAUCGAUAUCAAUUAGCAAAGUCCUUACUCAGCUUAGAAAAACUAAACUACGUCGUGCUCUGGACCUUACGGUCACACGACGACUGGACUUCAUCAAUGUUGAAAUUUUGAUCGAUCCCGGUUGUUUGCAUGGUUCCUCAUUCCACGGUGUCAGUAUACUCUUUUACUGGAGGUUGUUUUGGUUUUUUACUGAUUUGCAGCCCGUGAAAUACUACUUAAGUAUUUCUUUCGAUUAUAGCAGACACCUAAGUUCUAGUUAAGCCUCAGCCACGUCCUGGAGUCCGCAGUGUAUCAGGAGGAAGGGGAGAGUAGUCUGCAGUGUUGACUUAGAUCUUAGGAUACUUUAGCAAUAAAACAAUGAUAAGCCUCAACUGUAAUAAGUUAUCCUGACACUUGAUAACAAUAAAUAUUUGGUAUUUUGUGGUCACGUA
This is a messenger RNA of Neofelis nebulosa (Clouded leopard), 6597 nucleotides long. It is a transcript of the gene ZBTB21, whose product is annotated as zinc finger and BTB domain containing 21. Gene Ontology annotation, biological process: regulation of transcription by RNA polymerase II; negative regulation of DNA-templated transcription. Gene Ontology annotation, cellular component: nucleus. The record is from RefSeq and is a predicted model, not a curated record. Gene Ontology annotation, molecular function: DNA-binding transcription factor activity, RNA polymerase II-specific; RNA polymerase II cis-regulatory region sequence-specific DNA binding; protein binding. Lineage: Eukaryota; Metazoa; Chordata; Mammalia; Carnivora; Felidae. The coding region runs from base 2833 to 6015 and encodes 1060 amino acids. The transcript has 2 exons.